Messenger RNA from Mollisia scopiformis, 1260 nucleotides. RefSeq lists its product as uncharacterized. The transcript has 2 exons. The coding region runs from base 1 to 1260 and encodes 419 amino acids. NCBI's taxonomy places the organism in Eukaryota, Fungi, Ascomycota, Leotiomycetes, Helotiales, Mollisiaceae. The record is from RefSeq and is a predicted model, not a curated record. Gene Ontology annotation, molecular function: proteasome binding. Gene Ontology annotation, biological process: proteasome assembly.
AUGUCUCCAGCGGGGGGCAUUUGGGCGCCCAUUGCCAUGAGGGCGUUUAAACACGCCUUCAAGAAAGCCUCGAAUCUCGUAAGAAAUCGUCUUACAGAACUCUCACGCCCAUUAGUACAGGGUGAACUAGAACCUGUUCUCGUACGCUCAACACCAAAACAGCCAAUUCAUCCAGCAGCGCGAAUUCGCCAGCUGAAGUCGGGACGAUGGUACACAACGCACAGUACGAUCAAUGCUGCGGUUCGCCGAUUUAUGAGCUCUGCUGCGGUUGAUGCCAUCAAAUACAACCGUGCUGCUUUUCCCAAAUCAGCAACUGCUACAGCAGUGGCAAGGUUGACCACUCGGGCACCAUUCUCUUCCACUCUAAGACCAAACCUGACGGCUGGAUGUUUCCCACGUACCGCUGGUGGAUACUCUCUGGGAGGUCGUACUACAGCUCGUUACUUCUCGCAUACUCCAGCAGCACCCGCUCAAGUCAUAAACAAUGUAUCUACAGCUGUUCGGGCUUUCUGGCUUUCGGGUCAGAAGGCUCAGUUCAAUGGAAUGACCCCGACGGGAGAGAAGAGCUACCGGAAUAUCACGAAUCUUCAGGAGCAGACCGGACGCAAGAUGCAGGCAAUCUCUAAGAAUUCUCCUGGUUCUUUUAUCGACUUCUCUCUCAACCCUACCGUUACUGCUCUUACCCCUCUGGGCGCUACCUUCGGGUUUGGCUCAACUACAGAGCGAUCAACACCGACCUUGAACUCGGAAGGAUUUUUGGAUGUUCUUUCCGUGGACUUCUCCCGAGCCUUGAAGGAUCUUGCUGCUACAUUGAAUGACUUAAAGCGGCUGUCGACUCUCGGCGACCUCCCAAUAACUUUGGAAAACAAGCAUAUACUACGCAUCCGAUUUCCUGGAUGUGACGCGGAGACAGUCGAACGUUUAUGUGAUGAAGUUGGUGUGCAGCGAGGUAUUAUAUACCAAGAUGAAGAAUUUGAAAUUCCCGGAACGAAGAUGGCCCUGAUGUUCCCCUUUGCUCCGACUUCAGAGCACACACUGUCCUCUCCUGGAGGCUCAUUGCAUUCUCAAUCGGGUCACUAUUUUGAAGAAAUCGAAGACGUAGUGGACAAUCCUUGGUUAGACGGCUAUGAAAGUGCCAGUGAAGGGGAAUCUGUCUACUUCACGAAGCCAAGCGAGCAUCAGAACUCGUCCGAUUACGAAGGCUUAGAAGGGAUAUAUCGAUUUCUGGAGCAGUGCGAUAACGCUCAACGAAUACAAUAG